Molecule: messenger RNA, 6154 nt
Organism: Pseudomyrmex gracilis
Lineage: Eukaryota; Metazoa; Arthropoda; Insecta; Hymenoptera; Formicidae
Exons: 5
Coding region: 1-5442 (1813 amino acids)
Cellular component (GO): extracellular region
Molecular function (GO): chitin binding
Source: RefSeq, a predicted model, not a curated record
AUGCCGCUAUCUUGCGACGAGUAUCUGGACUUCGAUAACCUGCCGGAAACGAAUUUCUCGUGUCAAGGGAAGGUGAUUGGCGGAUAUUACGCGGAUGUCGAAGCAGGCUGUCAAAUGUUUCACGUCUGCACCAUAGGCCAAAAAGACGAGAUUAUGGAUAUAAAGUUCCUCUGUCUGAACGGGACCGUCUUCGAUCAGGAGACCAGGGUCUGCGAGAGGGUCGACGAGGUCGACUGCAGCAAGAGCGAGCGAUUCUACAAUCUAAAUCUGGAGCUUUACGGCAAUAACGCUGUGACAUUUAGCUUGCACGAGAACGGCGAGGACGAGGAUGACCUUGCGGAACCGGUGGAGGAUCAUCAGACGCGAACGACCUCGGCGCGACCCAGCACGACCAGCACGACGAGCAGCACGACGACGUCCCGGCCGAGCAAACCGUCUACCACGGCCGCAAGCGGAUCCUUCCAGCAUCCGGCCGGUUAUCCGCAGCAUUAUCAGCCGCAGCCGCCGUUCCCGCAAGUGCACACGAGCCAGUCCAAGUCGUUGUACGACGACAAGAACGGCGGCUAUCAUCGUCAGUACAUCUUCCACAACGACGAGCGCGUAAACGACCAGGCCACGUCGUUUCAGUUGUUCAGCAAUCAGGGCGCCGCCAGCUCGACGACCGUGUCGCCUGCGUCGCCCACGCCGCAGAUUCAUCAGGUCAGGUACAGCUCGACGGUGGGCCCGCCGCCGCAGAUCAUUCACAACGAACCGUCGACCGUGACGCCGCUGUUCCACGCCACCUCAUCCACGAUACAGACGCUGCUCAACAGCAACGCCAACAGUCCGACGGCCUUGAUCAACCCCAUCUUUCAUAAUCACGGCAUCGCGAGCACCACCGAACAGUUCACCGUCCACAGCAACAAUCCACGCGAGACCUCCGACUAUCACGACGAGAUCGAUCACGAGCAGGGUGUCCUACCGUUGGAGGCGUUACAUCAAUCUAACAAGGGAAAGGUUUCGAAACUGACGAUAUCUCCGGUGCCGAGUCAGCAGGAGUCGUCCCGCACGGUGCAGAAGAUCACGAGUCAAUCGUCGCAGCAACAAAAACAACAACAGAGAUUAACCGGCAACUUCUUACCCACUCCGUCCACCGUCGAGACGACCAUCAGGUCGUUCUAUCCUACGCCGAAACCCUCGCCAAAGCCUUCGCAUUCGUCGCAAUCGGUCACGCGUCACGUUACGCAACACGUUCACGUGUCGCGGCCGGUGCCGCAGCUGAAGCCUCAUCGGAUCACGAUAAAUCUGCCGCCCCCGGAUAUCCAGAGGAUCGUGCAGAAUCCGUCGCCUCUGUUGCCGUCGCAAUCCCGGGUGAUCGUCACGGCGAAGGCCAGCGUGAGCGACGAGUCCGGCAGGCCUCUCAACACCACGCAACUGGUGACGCUCCCGUUGCCGACCAUACCGGCAAACUACGACGACUACAAAGAGGGAGACGAGUCCUUCGAUCCGUUUUAUCGCGACGUUCCGAAAAUUCGCAGAUCGCGAAGGAUCGUGCCGAGAAGAUUGACGGGAAGAACAAUCUCGCGAAGCAAACGAUCGGUGGAUCAAUCUUAUCGCUUCGUCUACGGGACGGACGUUCAGAGUGGAGAUACAAAAGUGACGCAGAACAGCGAACAGAUUAACGUCAAGGAUAACGCGACGAACGAGAAAAAUAAGCAUCUUGAGAUUGCGAUCGGAGAUUUCCGAGUUAUCAAGGAAAAUUUGAUCAAGUUCAGAAAUAUUCUCUUCAGCGAUAAGGUGGAUUCUUUUCGCGAUUCUCCUCAAGAAAUUGGGAACGAUACCGAACGCAUAGAAAUUGCAAAACCCGUGAGGGAACAGGUGAGAGAGAACGCGAUAACAAAAUCGGAUUAUUUAUCGGACUUGAAGAUGGAAGGUUCGAAACAUUUGGAUCUACACAAAGAUGAAGAAGACGACGAAGAAGACGACGAGAAAAAGCACGAUUCGUCUUCUUCAAGCGCCGAAGCUAACACCGAAAAGUCGUUCGAUGAGGAAAAGUCUGUCAAAAGUACGAAAUCGGAACACGAAUUAGAACUUGCCGUUAACACCGAGUCCACAAAUACUCAUUCUGAAGAGAAGACUCAUCGACGAGACGAUGUUAUAGAGGUGAUAAUAUUAGAUUCCGAUCCAAAUACUUUUGAAGCGAAUCCCAUCACUGUGAAACCGGACGUCGAAGCGCCAAAGACUGACGCACCUAUCGAGAUCAUCAUCGAAGACGAAACCAGAUCUGGCUCGCACGAUGUAUCCAACGAGAAAAUUACGUACAACGGACAAAUUGUGGGAUACUUGACGAAGAAUAAAUCAGAAAACCAAUUGAGUUCCGUGAGCAACGAGGAGAAGCAGGCGAAACCGCAAGGAACAGCCAAGCGAAAAAACACGAAAGAUUCUACGGGAUCAAAAUCGACCGGUUCGAGAAGAAAAACAUCUCGAUCGAGAUCUCCGAGAAGACGCAUAUCUUCGAGAAUAAAACAGCAAAGAACGGAGUACGUUGAAGUCACAGAGACAACUCAGCGGAAAGAAGAAGAAGAGGACAAAACGACUACUGCUGCUAGUACUACCGUUGCCAGUACUACUGCUGCCAGUACUGCUUUUGUUAUUACGACGACACCAUCGAGUCCACCGUACGAGGCAAAAGUUGCAGACCAAAUCGACAGCCACAUCUUCGAAGAACCGUCGGAAUCGCAAACUUUCAAGGGAAUAGACACGAGAGCGAUUGGCCAACGCGACGCGGUGUAUUCGAAGAGCCUGCAAAACGACGACAAGAGUCAGAACGGCCGAGAAAAUAAAGAGAUGGGGCGAUCGUUCGAUCAUCAAAUUACAAACGGUUACGCCAAGAAUUUGGAAGAACACGCUGAUGAUAAGCCUGAGGAAGAAAAUCAAGAAGAAGAAAAAGAAGAAACCGAAUCGACUGAUUACGCGCGGAAUACUAGUCCACAAGAUACGAACUUUACUGAAAAUCCAUCACAAAGUGUGGAGGAAGAAACGAAACCGCUGGAAAACACACAUGUUUCCGAAGAAAGAAAAUCUUUCGACGAAUUAUCUUCCAAAGAAACUUCGAGCGAAGAAAAAGCUGCUUCUGACGACGAAUCUAUCACCGAAGAUACGAAUGAUGAAAAAGCCGAAGAAAGAAAAUCCUCCGACGAUAUAUCCUUCAAGGAAACGUCGAACGAAGAAGAAGCUUCUGACGACGGAUCUAUCACCGAGAACACGAAUGAUGAGACCGAGGAGAGAAAAGUGUCUGACGAAUUAUCCUUGAAGGAAACGUCGAACGAAGAAGCUCCUGAAUCUAUCACCGAGGAUACAAAUGAUGAGAUCGAGGAGAGAAAAUCGUCCGACGAAUUAUCCUUGAAGGAAACAUCGAACGACGAAGCUUCCGACGACGAAUCUACCGAAGAUACGAAUGAAAACGAAAAGUCCUACGAAGAAAGCUCGGAACAGAUAUCGGACAAAAAAUCUUCCCGCGAAGCAGCAACUUCUUCUCGCGAGGACAACUCCCAUCAAGAAGAAGAAUCCGAUCACGUGACUUCGAACGUUGAUGAUGCGAACGUCGAGGACGAGGAAUCCUCGACCACAACGAAAUACAACGAAGAGACAAUUUCCGCGGAAUUGGACGAGUAUCAAGACACAACGGAGUUAUCGGUGGAAAACGCAAGUGACGUCGAAAAAGAUUCGGAAAACACCAAGGAUUCGACAACAUCCGCGGAUCGCACGAGUUUCGAGGAAUACACCGAUUCUCACGAAGACGCGAAUUCGUUCGAAUCCAGCACCGAAGGUAUCUUGAAGUUCACGGACGAAUUACCGAAAUUUGAUUCGAAAGACGAAGAUGUCGAGACGAAGGAGCCCGAAUAUCCUUCGAAAAUCGAUGUGCACGAUUACAUCGAUGACAAUUACGAGCCGCAAAAUUACAAGGAGAUGGAAAAAAUCACAACCGAAUCGUACGAUUUCGAAGAAGAAGAAAAGAAGACGAAGGAAGAAAACAAUAAAAAAGAAGAAAAUAAAAAUACAGCAAAAGACGUCGAUCGUAAGAAGAACAUUGAAACGCACGAGACCGACGUCGAGGCGGUAACGCAGACGGAGUAUGUGGAAGGUAUUACUGAAGUUAUCGAUCUUAAACAAACUACGGAAGAAACAAACUUAACCGCAACUUCUUCGACCACACCAACAUCGACUACGUCAGCAACUUUAACGACCAGUGCAACCACCACCACAACAACAACAACAACUACUACUACUACUACUACUACUACUACUACUCCUCGUCCAACAACUACCACUCCUCGCGCUACCCCGCCAAAACUCUUUAAGCCCACGGGAUCCAGAAGGAUCUUCGCAUAUAUUCCUCCCACGACCACUCCGAAUCCGGUGGUGAUUAAACCGAGAGUCGGCCUCUACAAUCCGAAGCCGGCGAAACCGCCUAAGUCUUACAACGAGUUAGCGCCGAAGCCGGUGAUCAGGAAACUUUCUUUGUCGCGUAAACCUGCCACCACCACCACCACCACCACCACUACUAGCACCACUACACCCACUACCGAGACUGCUACUAAAGAAAGGCUGAAUACAGAAAUCCCGGAGACUACGAUGGAAUCCGUGAUGACGACAAUAGCGACCAUCACGACAACGGAGUCCGGAAAAAGCGAAGAGAAUGUUCUCGAGAGCAAACUGGAGAAGAACGAGCCUGCGCUUCUCGACUCGAAGUACGAUCAGACGGAGAAGGAGGAUCAGCUUCCGAGCCCGACCGAGCAGAAAAUCCCCGCCAACUCGUCCAGAGAUACCGAGCCGCAAAUUUCGACCGAGAAAAUCGAGACGACGUUUACUCCUUAUCCUUUGUCCAGAUUAUCCACUCUGAUAUCUUCCGUCGAGCAAACGACGAAGGAGAUCGAACAACAACAAGAAACGACGGAAACGACCGACAUCUUCGUGACAAUUUUACCGACGACGCUGGAUCCCGAAAAAUCGCACAUCGAGACUAGCACCGAUAAGAUAAUUCUUGAACAAUCGAAACCCACGCUGGCUCCCAUCGAAGUUCAGCAGAAUGUCACGGAAAUUCCCUCGGUCACCUUUGUGUAUCCGGUUACGUCGAUUCCGAUUUCGACGACCGUUCAAUAUAAACCGGAAAACGUAAAUUCCGUCACGACGAAACCUCCGGCGGUUUUCAAACCUAGCAAUCGGAAGUUCGCGAACAAUCUCCGGAAACACGCGAGCUUCAAUUGCCUGGAGAAGGAGAUGUAUCGCUUCUACGGCGACACGAGAGACUGUCGAUUGUUUCAUUACUGCUCGCCCGGUUUCACCGCGCGGCAGGUGUUGGACUUCCGGUUCGUGUGCGAGGAGGGCACGGCGUUCGACGAGGAGACGCAGAGCUGUCUGCACGACAUGCCCAAUCGAAAGUGUCGAAAUCGAUCCUGGUGAGAAGAGCCGUUUUUGUCCGCGUCGUGCGUCCUCCGUUUCAUUGAUUUUGAUAAUUCGUGAAUCCUCUAGGACUCUUUAGUAUAUAUAUAUAUUUAUAGAAUUCGUUUUUUUUUUUUUUUUUUUUUUUUNUACGCGCAACACGUAAGCCCGAGGGAAGAGAAAGGCUCUUCCUCUUCUUAAGCCCACAUUGCCAUAGCGCCUCUCGCGCUGGAUUCACACUUAUUAAAAUUAAUGCGAUCCAAAAUCGGCACGCGCGACUGCCGAUCGGAUCAGAAGAGGAAGCGCACUCGGUGAUCCAAACUGAUAAAGAAUCUCACUCUCGGCAACUGCCACAGACUAAGAGAGCGAAAAGAAAAGAAUCCGGUUCCUACGUUCGCACUUCUCGCAGCGUGUGACGACGCAGACAAUGUCGACGCGAGAGAUAUUUAAGCGAAAAAAUAGUCGCGCGUGAUGCAAUUAAACAAGCAUGCGCGACGCGCAUUUCUAUUCCCGAUUUGGGAAGAAACGCGCGAAUUUAAAAAACAAAAAAAAAAAAAAAAAAAACGUUGCCGAAUAUUGCCGAAGAAAUUUUAUGUCACGGUUAGUCUCGUGACAAUAGAAAAUUCGUGCUCGCAUGUGACGCGAUUGCGAGUGAUUAACGAUUUUUUUGUUUUUUUAAACGAAAAACAGUUGCUUCCGAUUGAAUGAAUAAAAUUAAUACGUUAUUCAAAUU